AUGUCAAUCCCCGAAAGUUUUCCUGUAGAAUGUAUGAGAGAAAUAAUAAGCUAUAUUAAGCAUGAUUUUAAUUCCCUUCAUUCUUGUCUUACGGUGAAUAAAAAAUUCGGUGAGAUUGCCAUUGAAAUUUUUUGGAGGAACCUCUGGACAUCACGAGGCCAUAAUGGUUUCCGCGAAGGCGCUUAUAGCUUUUGGGCUGCCGUUCUUCGAACACUAAUUUCUUCCUUACCAAGUGAAUCAAAAGAUUUUUUAAAUAAUAAUGGUGUUACAAUACAUCGAUUGAGCCAUGGAAAAAAAUUAAUAUAUGACUAUCCUAGCUAUUGCAAAACUAUGGAUUGUUUGGCAAUUUCUAAUAUGAUAGAGCAAGUGAUUAGUGUGACGCAUCAAAACGACCGUCCUAGAAGAUUAGAAUAUAUUCAACACCUUUUACAACAGGAAAUUUGCAAAUUAUUGAUAGAUCGAAGUAUUUCUAUACCAAUCCUUAAAUUUGAUUUAUUACCCGUCGCCUAUUUUCCAGGUGCUGAUAAAUGUUUUGAGAAAUUAUCUGAGCUACAUUGUCAUACGGCAACUCCAGAUCUUCUUUACUAUGCUUUGGCACAAAUUUGCAAACAUAUCCAGAACAUUAUCAUCGACUUUUAUGAGGCUGAUAACCUUGGGCUAUCGGGUUUGAUUGAUGUACAACAAAAUCUCAAACGAUUGGAGUGUAGAAUCGAUGAACUGGCUGUAACUCAAAGGUUUCCUGCAAUUAUUGACGUGAUAAAAUCAAAUGCAAUCUCGUUCGUUCAUCUCGAACUUUUACACUUUACAUGUAUUCCACCCUCGAUAAUAUCAUUAAUGCAAAAUUUAAAAAUACUUAAGAUUAAGAUUUUACCGGACGAUGUUCCACGGAAUAAUAUUUGGGAAGAACUUGCAUCUGUGCGUUUACCAAAAUUGGAAGUCCUUCAUAUCUCUCUUCAUUCAUUAAGAUUAGAAACUUUAAAUCCUUUAAUCGCAAAUAAUUAUGGUAAUCUCAGCACAUUAAUAAUUGAUUUUAGUCCAAUAAGUAAUCAAUCAUUCUUCUUUAAUGAAACGGUCGCUCAAUUUUGUCCAAAUUUAAGAAUUUUUGCUACAUGGUUUCUAAAUAACGAAUUUGAUGUACUUGAAGGAAUAUUAACCAAAUGUCAACAUUUGGAAGAAUUAUUCCUUCAAGCUUUUGAUGAUAAGAAUUUGAAUUUAAAAAUUCAUAGACUGUUCAAAUUAUUAGAAAUAACUACUCCAAAGCAUUUUUCGAAAUUAGGAUUAUUAGGAAAUUGGUGCGAUCCAUCAGAUGCUCUGAAAUCUUGUUUUGAAAGCUGGAAAAGGAAAAGCAAUCAUGUUUCUUUGGUUUUCUCCAGGAAUGUAUGCAUUGGUUCCGAGCACAUGGAUCUUAUUCUUCAAUAUAAAAAUGACGGAGUGAUUAGACGGUAUAACGUUGUGACCGAUCCUGUAAGGCACGAAUUCGGUUAUUAA
Molecule: messenger RNA, 1488 nt
Organism: Dentiscutata erythropus
Lineage: Eukaryota; Fungi; Glomeromycota; Glomeromycetes; Diversisporales; Gigasporaceae
Source: the annotation of a GenBank genome assembly